CCCUCCAGGCCGCCAACCGCGAAGGAGUCUGGGGAACUAUAAAAACAAAUCGCGCCCAACGUUAUCAACAAUAAGUCGCAGUGCUUCAAUCACACACGCAAACGGACACAGACACGGCCUAAGCAUGACGGGCCUCUCACAUAAAUUGGGAUGUCUGGCCCUAAUAACGUUAUUUUUAAGCACCGUAGACUCUGAGCAGGUUCUAAUCAGACAGAAGAGAGCGCGACUCGAGGGUCUAGAGGCAGCUGCGAGGGGUUACCUGCCACCAAACCAAGGAGGUGGAGGUGGAGGAGGAGGAGGUGGUGGAUACUCUUCUGGAAGCCCUUUUGGGGGUAACGGAGGAGGCUACUCAGGAGGAUCCGGUGGGGGAGGCUAUUCCGGGGGAGGAGGUGGCUCAAGUGGCCCAGGAAAUAGCUACCUGCCACCGAGUUCAGGGGGAUUCGGGGGGAGUCAAGGGGGUUAUAGCGGUGGCGGUGGCCAAGGAGGUUUCGGAGGAGGAUCGGGAGGUUAUAGUGGAGGUUCAGGGGGAUCCGGUGGUUAUAGCGGAGGUUCAGGGGGAUCCGGUGGUUAUAGCGGUGGUUCAGGGGGAUCUGGAGGUUAUAGCGGUGGUUCAGGAGGAUCGGGAGGUUACAGUGGUGGUUCCGGAGGUUAUAGCGGGGGUUCAAACGGAGGUUACAGUUCGGGAGGUGGAUCUGGAGGUUAUAGCGGAGGAGGUUCAGGAGGUUAUAGCGGGGGUGGUAGUUCAGGUGGAUACAGCGGUGGUAGAGGAUCAGGUGGUUAUAGCGGUGGAAGUUCUGGAGGCUACAGUGGGGGAAGUUCAGGAGGAGGUUAUAGCGGCGGAUCAAACGGAGGAUACAGUUCCGGCGGUGGAUCUGGAGGUUAUAGCGGUGGUUCAGGAGGUUAUAGCGGGGGAUCGGGAGGUGGUUCAUUCGGAGGAGGUCAGGGAGGAUUUGGAGGAGGAGCCAGUAACACUUAUCUCCCUCCCAGAGGAGGAAGUGGUGGCGGGGGAAGUGGUGGAUACCAAUCAGGUGGUCAAGGGGGUAGAGGGGGCGGUUCACAAGGAUUUGGAGGAUCUUACAGUGGUCAAGGUGGAUCAGCCACCCAGAACACAUACCUACCACCAAGCGGCGGCGCUAACGGAUUUGGAGGAGCAUCAGUCGGCCGACCGUCCAGCUCCUACGACUCGUCGAGUAGCGGGGGUGGGGGCGGUUUCGGAGGCGGCCAACCUUCCGGAUCGUACGGAGCACCGGGAGGCGGACAAAGUUUCGGAGGCGGCUCAAGUCCGGGUGGCUCCUACCUGCCUCCAGGAUCCGGGGGUGGGUUUGGAGGUGGCGGUGGAGGACGUCCUUCCAGCAGUUACGGAGCACCCCAGGGAGGCGGCAGCUACAAUCAGGGAGGUCGUGGGGGCAGUCAGGGAGGGUUCGGGAGCAGUCAGGGAGGUUUCGGAGGCAGUGGAGGUCGUCCGUCGUCCAGUUACGGAGCUCCCCAGCAGGGAGGCCAACAGCAGAUCGGGGCCAACGGAGGCUACGUCUACUGAACGCAAUUACCCGGACAUGACUCACCACAGCGCGCUUAUUACAAGUUACCAACCUAACCUGAGCUUUAACUAUGUGUUACCUUUUUUAUGGCCUGUCUUUAUAUUUCAACGAUCUAGUAUUUAUUGUGAACAUCUAUUUGUAUCGAAUUAUAUGUUGUACAAAGGUUUCUAAGAAAAUAAACGUAUGAAGUAGUACA
Messenger RNA from Nilaparvata lugens (brown planthopper), 1734 nucleotides. Its product is annotated as glycine-rich cell wall structural protein. The transcript has 7 exons. Lineage: Eukaryota; Metazoa; Arthropoda; Insecta; Hemiptera; Delphacidae. The coding region runs from base 125 to 1537 and encodes 470 amino acids. The record is from RefSeq and is a predicted model, not a curated record.